GGGGAAGGGGGAGGGACUCCAGCGACGCCGACUAGCGCGUUGAGUGCUGCUGCUGUGCUUCUCUUCUGCUAGGCUCGCCACAACCAAACGUUUAAGUGUGAAAUACUCUACGUAUGGAGGGAUACGUUUAGCAUACGCAAACGAGAAUCGCGCUACGCGGCACAGAAAUGUUUGUGUUCCGAUCGAAGCAGCGUAAAGGGCUUGUUUGAACAGAGCUGGGCCUAUGCUGUACCCGCGGAGGACAAGCUUCUAGCAGGCUAAGCACCACCUCAAGUUGCCGUGAACUUUGUCACAUUUCGAGGGCAAUGUCCGGUCCGAUGUGGGCGAAAAGUACUCGGGGGGCGUUUUUGUUCUCAUUUGUCCGCUCGAGACGGCGAGGGAUCGACUCACUUUCUGGACUUCUUCCGGUUCCGAGGCGCCCCAUCAUCGACAUGUCCUACUCUGCGCACUUCAUUGAUUUUAAAAGGUCGUCCAUACCGAGCAGUAUGAAAAAGGUGGUCGUAAACAAGCUGAGUCCCAAUUUUCGAGAGGCCGCCUCGGUGCAAACUGUUCCGGUACCGACCCCCGCAGACGGCGACUUACUCGUCAGAAAUCGUUUUGUGGGGAUCAACGCCUCUGAUAUUAAUUAUUCAGCAGGCCGUUAUGACCCGACAGUGCAACCUCCCUUCGACGCUGGAUUCGAGGGUAUCGGCGAGGUCGUGGGCCUCGGCCUGAGUGCCAGCUCGCGCUACACUGUUGGGGACACUGUGGCCUACUUCAGCAGUGGUGCCUUUGCCGAGUACACCGUGGUUCCCGCCAAAGAAAGUGUGCCUGUCCCUUCUGUGAAGCCUGAGUUCCUCACCCUGCUGGUCAGUGGCGCAACUGCCUACAUCGCCUUGAAGCGUCUGGGUGACCUGGCCAAAGGCAAGACAGUUCUGGUCACAGCAGCCGCAGGAGGAACAGGACAGUUUGCAGUGCAGUUUGCCAAACAAGCAGGUUGUCACGUGAUCGGGACCUGCUCAUCCGACGAGAAGGCAGGUUUCCUUAAGUCCAUCGGUUGCGACAGGCCAAUUAACUACAAAGUUGAGGAUUUGGCUAAGACCCUGAAGACCGAGUAUCCAAAAGGCAUUGAUGUGGUUUAUGAAUCAGUCGGGGGCAGCACUUUAGAACUGGCCAUUAACUCUUUAGCUAAAAAAGGCCAACUGAUCAUUAUCGGUUUCAUCUCUGGCUACCAAUCUGCGUCGGGGAUCCCACAGUUCAGAGGGGCAACGGUACCCGUAAAGCUGCUACAAAAGUCGGCAAGCAUUCGAGGUUUUUUCCUUCCCCACUUUAUCAGCGACUACAGAGAGGCUUUGACUAGCAUGAUGCAGAUGUUUGCCAUGGGCAAACUGAUGUGCGAGGUGGAUUAUGGGGAUUUGGCUCAAGAGGGGAGGUUUGUUGGCCUGGAGUCAGUCUUCCGAGCUGUGGACUACAUGUAUGCAGGAAAGAACUUAGGCAAGGUUGUGGUAGAAGUGACACCUCUCUCCAAUGUUAAUAGUAAACUGUAAACGAUUUGCACCAAAGAAUGUUGCCACUUUAAAACAUCAACAAUGCAAAUAUUGAAUGUAACAAGAUUAUUUGCCAUGACUAUUUUCUGAAAUUAACAGCUCAGCUAUGCAACUUUUUUCAAUAUACGUGUGUAAGACAUUUUAAAAAAAAAAAAAAAAAAAAAAAGUGAGUUAUUAAUGUUAAUAAGUCUUGUCUGAUCAGUUUGUGAAUUUGAUGCUUAUGACAAUCAGUUUUGAUAGCAGGAAAAAAAAAACUUAUGUGCACUGAAAAAAAUGUAUGAAUCUAAACUUAGUUGCCGCUGCAAAAUGGUUGCAAUGUUUAAUGUUCAAUCCCACCCAGUUUCACUCAUUUCACACCAGAUGCUUCACUCUGCUAGCUUUUAGCGCUCUCCAGCACUUCAUCUACCAUAAAUGUUUUAUAGACUUCAUUGUUUGUCUUUUAGAGGCUUACGUGGAUAUGUCAAAAGUGAAUACUGCUCCAGGUGUUCCUGAUAUUUUAUUACCUGUGUGUAGCUGACAGAAACACAAUCCACACAAUCAAUCUUUGCCUUCACAUGCCCCAAAGCUGCAGCUAAUAAAAAUGUGUCCAGUUAACUAGCAGACUUAAAAUUUCCGUUUGUAUUGCAAACAGAAAAAAAGUAUUUUGUAAUGAGUUGUUUUGCUCUACUUGACCUUUGACAUGCAUUUUCAUUCCUAUGAUGUGUAUUAAAAAAUAUAGCAGUGAACAUUCUACAGAUUUAUGCAUUCUGCAUAAAGGCUGCCUAUAAAAGCCCUUUUAGAUAAAAAUAGUUUAGGUAGUAAAUAAAACUGGCAGGAAUUGCUUUAGCCUUAACGCACUGUGAACAUGUUAUUUCCUUAUCCAGGUGGCCGCACACAUUGCAAGCCAAUGUGAUGUACUUUACAGGUGUGACCCAGCGUGCACGGUGGCUAACUUCAGCAGAUGGGACAGGAAAUCACAAACCCACCCAGCCAAAUUUGCUUCAACUCUGUAGAGCAACUCGGAGAAGUGGGUAAAUUCAAAAUUUGGUAUUGUUAUUGCUGUUACUAGGAGGUCUAGAAGUAUUUACAUAAUAAUUACCAAGUCAAAGUUCUUUUACCAACUGGAUGCUGUAAUUAAGGUGAAAACAAAACAAGAUGGGGUGAUCGAAAGCACAAAAGGUGAUCAUUUAAUUAUCACAAUCACCUUUGUAGCACGGUAACACCCCUUGUUACUUGAGCAUUAUGGAAUAGAAAAAAAACAGUCACAAAAGGUGAGAGGUGAGACAAUGCACGUGGAUGUUUGGAUAAAUUUAGCAUUCUUGACUACUGUUUGCAUCUAUGUUGCAUGGCAAUGAGGAGGCCAGGUUUAGCAUCUCUUCAAUUAACAGGAGAAGCCUUGUCUCUGCGUCCUCCAGGGCCCACCUGUACCUUGGCUGAUUAGUGAGCAGUCACAGCCCCAAUUAGAGAACACAGGAACCUGGAGAGACAACACUCUUUAUUUAAUUGGAUUGUGUUGCAGACAGAGGCUCCUUACCUGCUACACAGGGAAGCAACCUGGAACUGUUGGGAGUAAACAAGACAUUAAAGACUAAGAACGUCUUUUAAAAGGAGUUUCUGUGUAUUAGCGUAACUGUCUAUCAAUUUCAGGAAUAACCCAAAUCCACUCAUCACUUAAUUAUAAAUAUUUGGUACCGUCCACUAAACAGUUAAUACAGGUUAUAGAAGGACUGGAUCAAAAAUUCCAUCUUUUGAAAGAUAAUGCGUGUUUAUUAAUACGCCUAUAGUUUACUAUGGAGUCGUUAGUAUUAGUCACUUGCUGAUUGACAACUCGAGGUCCUGUUCCAACUCAGAACAAAUUGUUGUCUAUCACAGUGAUUGCCUGUGUCAACUUCUGAUCCUUGCAAAUGUGAACAAAGUGAUACAGAAAAUGCAGAAUUUGACUCCAUCAUACAGUAAUAUUGUACAUUUUAUAAUUAGGGGAACAUGUAUAGCUGAAGGAUAAAGUCAAAGUCGAAAAACAUUUCCAGUAUGAUGAAAGUAUAAAAAUUGGAUGACCUCAAUCAUGGGGUCAGUUAAAUACGUUAUCCAUUGAGUAACAUUUAUAUAGAAACAAUAGCACUGGUUCUUAAAAUAGAAAGUUAAAUGAAUUAUUUUCCUCCUUUGCAACUACAGAUUAUAUUGUUAAAUCCAAAAGCAAGAACUCUCUCACUUCAUUACGAUUUUUUUUUUCUAACUCAGGUUUCUGCCUGCUGUAACAUGUGGCACGAAACAAAGACAUCAUUGCUGUUGUGUGGACCGCCAGAUGCCUAAGGGACAUUGGCUGGCUGUUGGUGCUGCCAGACAGUCCAGUUUCUUUCCCUGCAAGUCAGUCAGACACCCUCAACUCCCCAACUCCCACAGCCCCCGUCACUCAUGCCUCUGUCUAAUUACCAAACCUAAAACCCCACUCAACUAAUUAGCCACAGCAGACCCAAGAACUGUGAGUAAAGGUAAAGAGAUGGCUUCAUUCACGAGUGUGCCCGCGUGUGCGAGCUCGUGUGACAGAGACAAGAAGGGGGACAAACUGGAAUAUUUCAGACUUGUUUAAGUGAGCCCAUCUCUUCAGCCUAUUAAAGUCAUUUAUUAAACGCUGCGGAAGCUAGUGAGGUUUGCAUGACACAGUGAUGGGGAAUGUAUUUAUUGAGACCAUGCCACUGCACAUCCACUCCUUUUUCCCGCUCAUCCACACGCAUUCACAUUAGUUGUCCAUCAUCAGCGGCAAAACGCAGGGAGAAAUAAAUCACAGUAUGCAGCGGCACCAUUUUUGUAAGUCAUUAGGAAGGGGCAAACUAAUAACUUUCCAAAGAAAGUGUCAUAUGUUUUAACCUCACCUCAAUAGAGAAUGUCUCCCUGGAGGAUUUUUGUCAGUGAUUGUGUUGUUGAAGUGGAGGGAGCAGAGGUCAUUGGAUCUUACGCAGGGUUGUGCUAGUUGCUGUCACGCGAAGAACCCAUUGAAAAGACACAAAUUGCUCCUGGGCAGCCUUCAAACACAUGACAUUUAUGAGGUACAAUAAUGAGUGUGAUAUGCUUAAGAAUCGGUGGCAUUAGCGGGCACAAAAGAUGGAGUUGGUGUUGGACACAUAAGAGUGAUGAACUGGGAUUGUGUAAAGAACUCAUCUGUUUUAAAGGCCUGGUCUUGCAGAGUGUUCACUAGAGUUCAAUAAGCAUUGAUUUGGGGGUUGGGGGUUGAAACAUUUUUUUUAUUAUUAUUAUUAUUGAUGCUUGGAAUAAUUUAAAUUGAAGAAGUAGGCACACUCAUCAAAAUCUAUUGAGAUUAAGUACAAGAGCUGUAUCACAAAAUAGACAGGUAUAUGAAUGUAAUGUGAAAUGAUGAUUGAUAGAGAAGUCUUAAUUUAUAAUGUUUAAUGCAGACGUAGUUUGCAGUUGUACAGUAUAUAGCUAUAUUUUUAGAAGUACAAAUGAACAAUGCUGUACCUGAAUAAGUUUAAUAAACAAAAGUUAAUGUGCUAAUUCAUAUUUGGGGGAAUGUGAAGUGAAAGAGGUGUAUUUUAGUUUUUGAACGUUUUGGUAAACUAGUUUGUUCUGUGCCAUAGAGCAUUUUUUGAAUGGUAGUUUAUUUUUCAUUCAACAGUGCCAGGUUUGGUCAAACUACACAUAGAAAAUCCUUCUGAAUACAUUGUACAUGCAAUUAUUGUGCAAUUUAGGAAGGUCAGUAUGUGUACAGUACUCGUCUCCAUGACAUGCAACAAUAUACAGACAGUCUUUUGCUGUGUGUGCAUUUCUUAUUUUUGCCUUUCAUGCGUAUUAUUUUUGGAACAAUUGUUAUUUGUUGACAAUUGAAAAUUAAAGAGGACUGUGAAAUUCGGCAAUUCAAAGAAUGGACAGGGGGAAAAAAAUUAAUUCAUUUUCUCUCUAACCAGCACAAGACUAAAGAGUAUAAAAUAGCAAAUUGCUCAAUUAAAAAAAAAAAAAAAAAAAAACAGAGUUUUCAAAGGAAAUUGCCUCAAAAUUCACAGUUAGCUGCGGGGAAAAAAUAUUGGACUGAAAUCAUCAUAUCAAAUAAGAAGCAAGAUUUUUGUCACAUCAGUGACAUAAAAAAGCAACAAAGUGCUUACAAAGUGACAUGAAAUUUGGGAUAGCCCAAUAACAUUCUAAGAUUCAGAAAUAAAUGAAUGCAUGCUUGUAGUGAUGGACACAAUGUUUUAGAUUAUGACUGCUGAAACAUCUUUUACUAUCAUUUCAAUUGAAAAAAAUCUUUUUAUAUUUAUCAAAAUGGAAAUUGAUGUUUUGGAUAGUCCAAUAACAUUUUAAAAUUCAGAAAUAAACAAAUCCAUGCUUGUAGUGGUGGACACAAUGUUUCAGGUUAUGACUGCUGAAAUAUCUUUUACGAUCAGUUCAAUUUAAAAAAGCAUUUUAAUAUUUAUCAAAAUGGAAAUUGAAUCUUUAUUUCAGUAUUUAUGUUGCUACUUAACAUUAUUACAACUGUAAAUAUUGUUAAUAAGCAUUUAACUAAAUAUAUUCUAUCCUUUUUUCAUCAACCACGAAAUUACAAAUUUACCAACAAGUUUAACUUAUGUGUAUGAACGGGAUAUUUGGUUUUGAAUAUUACAGAGUUUUCAUGUGUAUUGAUAAAAAUCUUUCGGCUCAUCACAAAAAAAAAAAAAAACUUUGGCCAGUUAAGAGCUGAAUAUGAGUAGACCCCUGCACAAAAAAAUACAUUCACACUUACUUUCACAUUUAUUUAUACAUGUGACCAGCGAUUAACCCAAGAUUGCUAGGAUAGGCUUGAGCUGACAAACAAAGACAAACAUGAGCGGUAAUAAAAAUACAUUGGAUGGAUCACUGGAUUGUGUAAAACACAACAGUACAAAUCAUCCACGCCCAAAAAAUGUACUGUUUUACUUGUUGUUACAUUGUAGGCAUUCAAAAUACAGUAUAUACUGUAUUCAAAUUAUUAUUAUUCAUCAGAAAGCUAGACAAAAGUAACUUGCAGACAUAUUGAAUGUGAAAUGAUUUAGUUCGAAUUCAUUUAAGAUUAUUCAUUUGAUGAUAGUAUCAAGCUGUGUGUGGUCACGUCCAGGUGUAAAUGCACCUACACAACACUGUUUUUAAAAUAUCAUACAACUGCAUGUUUAAAUGCAUCAUAUAACACCAAUACAGUAUGAUUUGGAAAGAAAUGCUUUUAGCCAUCUGCACAACCUGGUAAAAGAUACAAGCAAGCAAACAAACAAACCGACUUAAAAGAUGCAAUCGCACACCACAUUUAUCAUUUUCACACCUAUAUUAACCCUUUGUCAAUGCUUUAUGCAGCCUCUGGUGGGGGUUAGGGUCCACCAGCUGCAUCUGUGGUGAUGUAGAUAUGCAUUAAGGUGAGAGGUAAGGACACUAUUCAACACUUUUACGAUUAAUGACUGCAUUCUCGCUGUUGCCUUGCUGACCGGCCCUCGAGUUCCAUUGGCCGGAUAAAGAGGAAAUGAGAGACAGUGCUGCGAGGAGGAGAGAAAUAUGAGCAUUCUGUCGACAGGAUAACGGACAGGUCCUCAGUCCCGUUCCCCCAGGUCCGCCUGUCCUCAUUCUUUACAGGCCGAGAAGGCUAGCCAGACAGCGUUCUCUGCGGCCAAGGACACAAGGGUGUCAGCUACGCGUCUGGCUAACAUCGUUCAUCAGGUCGCAUCGGUAAUGGGUAGCUCUCUGUGACAGUGGUCAUCAAGACACAAAAGCAAAAGGGCUCAUAAACAUUACAUGACAGAUGGCUGGGUGGACAGCUUUGGACACGGGAGGUGGGGGGACUGGAUGGAGAGUGAGAUAUAAAGUGGGAUGGUGAAAGAGAGGCAGAAGGACAGAGGUGGAAGAGAGAUCACAGUCUUAUGAAAAGUCUCAAGUGCAGAAUGCUUUAUGAACGCUCGUGUUCAGUGUCACUGUGAAAGGAUGAACUGGAAAUCACAAAAGGAAAUGCUUUGUGGCUGCUGCCCAGCAAAAGAGCUGAGUGCAGUUAAAAGCCAUAAAUCUGAGUAUAAUGUGGCAAGAAUUUCCAAAUCUCUUUUACUGUUAAUCAUGCACAAAUAUCCAACUCUAAAACAGUAGCUGUAUCAAAACCAUUUAUGAUUCUAACAGAAGAAUUAAUUUAACUUACGGGUGUUUUUGUUGUUGUAUCUUGAUUCUCAUGUUAUAAAAGAGAUAACAAAGAAAAACAUUGGAUACAAUGCAGUUUUAAACCACUGAAAAUAACGUGGACAGUAAUAAACAUGUUGCUAAAUUAGGGCUGUCAAACGAUUGAAAUUUAUAAUCCCGUUAAUCACAGUUUAAAACUUAAUUAAUUGUAAUUAAUUGCAAUUCAAACCAUCUCUAAAAUAUGCCAUAUUUUUCUGUAAAUGAUUGUUGGAAUGGAAAGAUAAGACACAACACAGAUAAAUACAUUCAACAUACUGUACAUAAGUACUGUAUUUGUUUAUUAUAACAAUAAACCCACAAGAUGGCAUUAACAUUAUUAACAUUCUUUCUGUUAAAGGGAUCCACGGAUAGAAAGACUUGUAGUUCUUAAAAGAUAAAUGCUAGUACAAGUUAUAGUAAUUUCAUAUUAAAACCCCUCUUAAUAUUUUCGUUUGAAUAAAAUUUGUAAAAUUUUCAAUCAAAAAAAUAAUCUAGUAGCUCGCCAUUGUUGAUGUCGCUGAGCGGUGACGUCACAUGGGCUUCCUGCCGUUCUUCCACAGUGUCUUUAACUACGUAAGGUAGGAAUUGAAGUACACCACGAGGUGUCAAUGGCGAGUUUUAAAUUACUUAGAAAUCAAGCCAAUGAGUGUGUUUUGUCCCUCGACUUACGCCGUAGUUCCCUGUUUACUUGUUCAUCCAUUGUACUUCACGGUGAUUUGAGUGCUGGCUUCACAACGUACGAGACCUCUGAUAGUUUGUAUAUUGUGACUAAAUAUUGCCAUCCAGUGUAUUUUUUGAGCUAAACGAAAUGUUUGAAUAGUUUGUCCAAAGUCUGAGUAAGUUUUACGUGUAUUUUGCAUAGCUAUUUUGAUUAGGAUUGCUGUGCUUUCACGAAAUGAUACUUAUGUUUGUUGUGAAAGAGUUGCCGAUGCAUAUGCCAAUAAACGGCGCGGUCCAAUGAACGCCUGUGUCCACUCGCCUUUCUCUGCCUCUUAGCUCUUAGCUCAACGUGCAAAAAACUGUGUCAUUGUCGUUGUAAUCUGUUUGAGGCAAUGCAUUCCGUGCAUGUGUUAAAUACGUCAAAUAUUUUAACGUGAUUAAUUUAAAAAAUUAAUUAUCGCCCGUUAACGCGAUAAAUUUGACAGCACUAUGCUAAAUUAAUAUUUCUCAAACAAUUUGAUUCAAACUAGUCAUUAGAAUGGCGU
Molecule: messenger RNA, 8860 nt
Organism: Corythoichthys intestinalis (scribbled pipefish)
Lineage: Eukaryota; Metazoa; Chordata; Actinopteri; Syngnathiformes; Syngnathidae
Product: prostaglandin reductase 3-like
Exons: 2
Coding region: 306-1526 (406 amino acids)
Cellular component (GO): mitochondrion
Molecular function (GO): zinc ion binding
Source: RefSeq, a predicted model, not a curated record